Messenger RNA from Dissoconium aciculare CBS 342.82, 1151 nucleotides. RefSeq lists its product as uncharacterized. Lineage: Eukaryota; Fungi; Ascomycota; Dothideomycetes; Mycosphaerellales; Dissoconiaceae. Bases 448 to 792 code for a protein of 114 amino acids. The record is from RefSeq and is a predicted model, not a curated record. The transcript has 2 exons.
AAACCAGUUGUCGCAUCGCCACAAUUCAUCUAUUACUAGGACUCACGAGUAUCUUGAGUUUUGAGGAGGAGAGUGGACCAAACCUCCAUCGCUUGAAUCUCGCAUGAGAAGCGCAAGAUCGUCCUGGCACCAGACGCAUCUUCAUCGUUUCCGAACAACUUUGAUCCACUGAAGAGAACUGGCUUCGAUCGUCUGCGUCACGAAAUCAAGUCAUCCAUCCAACAGCGCGACUUCCUUCACGCCAUCUCACGACCUCGCACUCAAACCAACGGUUCCAACUUCUACCUCCUGCGAACCACCGUCCCCUUCGACUCCGUCAUAACCUCCUCCGAACCCGACCUAGAAAGCGAUUACGACCCCUCAAGAUCAAAAAAUAGCCUAGACUCCGCCAGUCCAACAUCAACCGACAGCUCACCGUCCCCUCACAAACCACGCAAGAAGUCUAAGAUGUGCUGCCACCCAAUCAGCACCUUUCUGCACUCCCCGCUCCUCCUCCGCACCUGCGAAGUCUGCUGUCUAGCCUCUUGUCUCGCACACUGGGAAGUUCACAAACUCCGCAAACAAGACCGCGCCCGCGAACAAGCCGCUGCACGGUUCAAAGCGGAGGAACACGUCGCAGUUGAGAACAAGGAUCGGGAGACGAAGAAGACUGCCUUGGAUGAAGAGAAGAAAUCCGCUGCCACAGCGACGACUACUUCGGCGGCCUCGACUAUGACGGCUUCUUCCUCUGCGCCGACUACGACAACGGAGAAGACGACGGUAGUCACCGAGAGGGAGAAGGAGAGGAAGUAAGGAUUCACAAGUCUCCCUGUGUGUAAUCUAUGUAAUGCGAGCUGAUCACAUGCCUGUGCCGCUACAUAGCCUCGUUGAAUCACUCGAGCAAGCUCUCUCAUGGCCUUGCCGUACCGUCAAACCAUACCUACACCGCCGCAAGGAUAACCUAGGGAUAGAUGAAGAGGAGCCGACCAGAGGCAGAGCGAAGACUCGUACGGGUUCUCAGGGGCGAUCGACGACCAGUGGGAGAGUAAACAUUAUUUCUUGACCUUCUCUUGGGCUUGAGCUUGCGCUCUGCGAUGACUUCUGGGGGCUCUAGUGGUGGUGAAUGCGGAGACCGUCCCUGAUUGACUGUUGGAGGAACAUAGAUGACAUUU